GGGUUAUAGAGGCUGCUUCACGCUGUCUCAUUCAGUUCCUUUGCGGUCCUCUUCUUCAGCACAUGCCAAAGCAGUUCCUCACAACCUGUGGGACCAGAGCAUCUUGGGUGUGUGACAAUGGAAGAGUUGGAUGCCUUAUUGGAGGAACUGGAGCGCUCCACCCUCCAAGACAGUGAUGAAUCCUCCAACCCAGCUCCUCUUUCCCUGGAUCAGCGCUCCAGAAAGGAGAGUAACCUUGCUAAGACUUCAGAGACCCCUUCUGUUCAGAAUGAUGCAAGUCCCUUGCCGGUGCAGCUCGUGUAUACUACCCAUAUCCAGGAGCACAAUAUCUACAGUGAGGCCCAAAAGCCAAAGGAAGCACCACAUCCUCCGAAAACCUCAGCAGCUGCUCAGCUGGAUGAGCUCAUGGCCCACCUGUGUGAGAUGCAGACCCAGGUUGCAGUGAAAGCAGAUGCCAGCAAGAAACACACAGCAAAUAAGCAAGAUCCCAAGGCCUCCCUGGACUCAAUGCUGGGGGGUUUGGAGCAGGAUCUGCAGGACCUUGGAGUUGCCACAGUGCCCAAGGGCCACUGUGCUUCCUGUCAGAAACCGAUUGCAGGAAAGGUGAUCCAUGCUCUAGGGCAAGCGUGGCAUCCAGAGCACUUUGUCUGCACUCACUGCAAGGAGGAGAUCGGCUCCCAUCCCUUCUUUGAGCGGAGUGGCUUGGCCUACUGCCCCAAGGACUACCACCAUCUCUUUUCCCCACGCUGCGCUUACUGUGCUGCUCCUAUCCUGGAUAAAGUGCUGACGGCAAUGAACCAAACCUGGCACCCAGAGCACUUCUUCUGCUCUCACUGUGGAGAGGUGUUUGGUGCAGAAGGCUUUCAUGAGAAGGACAAGAAGCCAUACUGCCGGAAGGAUUUCCUAGCCAUGUUCUCACCCAAGUGUGGCGGCUGCAACCGCCCCGUGUUGGAAAACUACCUUUCAGCCAUGGACACUGUCUGGCACCCGGAAUGCUUUGUGUGUGGGGACUGCUUCAGCAGUUUUUCUUCCGGCUCCUUCUUUGAACUGGACGGACGUCCGUACUGUGAGCUCCAUUACCAUCAGCGGCGGGGAACACUCUGCCACGGGUGUGGGCAGCCCAUCACUGGCCGCUGCAUCAGUGCCAUGGGCCACAAGUUCCAUCCCGAGCACUUCGUCUGUGCUUUCUGCCUGACACAGCUGUCAAAGGGCAUCUUCAAGGAGCAGGACGACAAGACCUAUUGUCAACCCUGCUUCGUGAAACUCUUCCCCCUGUAAUCUCAGCUGAACCCACAGUCUCCACAGAUCCCCUACAAAAUUUAAACCAGGCGGGGAAGGAGUAUACUUUGUUGUUACUGCUCUUCAGCUCAGUGGGCAUAUAGAGAAAGUAAAGGUAAUGAACUUGUAGUUGUUACAUGGCUAGGCUUGUUUAGGUUUUAGAUUUCUAGUCUUAUUUUUUUUUUUUUCUUAAUCAGGUACUUGGAUUUAGAUCUGGGUCCCACUACUCGUGCCUCUGCAGAUGCAUCUUCCACAUGCACACAUUUAUUCCACCGCUGGUUUUCUCAGAUUUCUCUGCAGAUGCAGAUGCAUCUUCCACAUGCACACAUUCAUUCCACCGCUGGUUUUCUCAGAUUUCUCCCAUUUUCACUCCUGCGAUGGCCCUCUUCCCUGGGCCUUUUCAUACCUCCCUCAUUUCCCCGUGACUCACUUUCCCAUGACCAGUGCAUUGUCCUCGCUGUCAAGAAUCCUGAUGCCCCCCCAAAGCUCUCUGCAUCUCUCUUCAGUGUACUUCUCUUUUUCAAGAGCAAGUAGAUUUUAACUGGACCACUUUGAGUACUGACAUCAUUGAUAAAUAAAAUGGCUUUCAGUUUUAAGGUCUUACUGUCAUGUUUGGAGAUAAACUGCUUCCUGUGUUAUAUACUCAGCACCAUGUGCAGUUAAAUCCAUAUCGUAUCUUUUGUUUACUUCCAUACAAUAGGCACUUUUUCUUAAUCAAAAGAAAUUGAAAGGAGGGACUCCUGUUCACCAACUUUUCUCUUGGUUUGGGCCCAUAAUAUUCAUUUUAUUUUGUAUUUUGAACUGAGAUGAUUGAAUCAUCUUAAAAGGUGGCAUAGCCUCUUAAAAUUGUUUACCCAAAGUGAAAAACCAAAUCUCCACUAGACACUUGAAAAUUCAUAUUUGUAUGCAUUUCUACAAACUCAUGCAAUUGUGUAUAUUGAAUAAGUUCAGUUUUUCUGUAUAUCAAUUAUA
Molecule: messenger RNA, 2250 nt
Organism: Zalophus californianus (California sea lion)
Lineage: Eukaryota; Metazoa; Chordata; Mammalia; Carnivora; Otariidae
Gene: LPXN
Product: leupaxin
Exons: 9
Coding region: 118-1278 (386 amino acids)
Biological process (GO): cell-cell adhesion; positive regulation of substrate adhesion-dependent cell spreading; cell-cell junction organization
Cellular component (GO): cell-cell junction; focal adhesion; cytoplasm
Source: RefSeq, a predicted model, not a curated record